GCUAUUUCUCAGACGAUUUCACCAGCACAAUAACUUGCUGCCCUCUACAACUUGAACUUCACAGACUUCCAAAGAGUAAGUUUUCUUGAAUACAACACACAAGUUUAAAUAUGGGGAUUCUGAGCCAGCUAUCAAUCUUUCACCUCCUCUGGGCUGCUAUGGUCUUUUGUCAAUAUGAAGACUAUGAUUUUGAGGAUGAGUAUGAUGGGGAGCCAAAUCAUCAAUAUCCAUAUUAUUUUAAUCCAAAUACACAAGCUGAAGUUCCUCGCUUCCCUUUUCCAGUUGAGUGUGCCCGUGAAUGCUUCUGUCCACCAGGUUUUCCCUUAUCAAUGUACUGUGAUCAUCGCAAACUUAAGGCAAUACCAAAUAUCCCAAAUCACGUUCAACAACUCUAUCUGCAAAAUAAUGAUAUUGAAGCUGUGCCUGCAGGACCAUUCACUAAUGCUACCUUCUUAAGAGAAAUUAACCUCAGCCACAACAAAAUUAAAUUUCAUAUGAUUGACCAUGGUGUUUUUGCCAAGCUUUCAAACUUAUUGCAACUUCAUUUACAACAUAAUGAAUUGGAAGAAUUUCCAUUCCCUCUCCCCAGCUCUCUAGAGAGACUCCUCCUUGGUUCCAAUCAGAUUUCUCAGUUAUCCGGAAAUUCACUGGAAGGAUUACCUAACAUAACCAUGCUUGACCUGUGCAAUAACCUUCUUGACGACUCAGUACUCAAAGGAAAACCCUUUUCAAACAUGAAAAAUUUAAUGCAGCUCAAUUUAUGCAACAACAAAUUACAGACUAUGCCUCCUGAUCUACCAUCAUCACUUAUGUAUCUCUCUCUUGAGAACAACUCAAUUUCUUAUAUUCCAGAAAACUACUUCAACAGACUUCCAAAAAUCAUUGCUCUUAGAAUGUCCCACAAUAACCUGCAAAACAUUGCACGCAACACCUUUAACCUGCCCAACCUUCUAGAACUUAAUCUUGGACAUAACAAACUGAAACAAGUAUUCUAUAUACCAAGAAGUUUGCAGCAUUUGUAUAUUGAAGACAAUGACAUUGAAAUCGUAAAUAUUACUUUGAUGUGUCCAUCUAUUGAUCCAAUGAACGUCAACCAAUUAACCUAUAUACGCAUGGACCGAAAUAAGCUCACAAAUCCAAUAAGCACAUAUGCAUUCUUUUGCUUCCCUCACAUUCGAGCCAUUUAUUACGGCGAACAAAAUGUUAAUGCCAACAAGUCAACUCAGCUAAGAAUACCAGUGUUUCGACGAUUUUUAACACCAGAAGAAUACCACGAAGCAGAACAGGAUGAAACACAUGAUCACGAAACUGAAGAAGAUCAUGAAGCAGAAGACAACUACUUUCAUCCUUAUUUUCAGUGA
Athene cunicularia (burrowing owl) is the source of this 1361-nucleotide messenger RNA. RefSeq names its product osteomodulin (gene OMD). Gene Ontology annotation, molecular function: protein binding. The record is from RefSeq and is a predicted model, not a curated record. The transcript has 3 exons. Bases 111 to 1361 code for a protein of 416 amino acids. NCBI's taxonomy places the organism in Eukaryota, Metazoa, Chordata, Aves, Strigiformes, Strigidae.